Anolis sagrei ordinatus is the source of this 1452-nucleotide messenger RNA. Lineage: Eukaryota; Metazoa; Chordata; Lepidosauria; Squamata; Anolidae. The record is from RefSeq and is a predicted model, not a curated record.
UCCUUAGAGAAAAAAAUAUUUUGGGGACAAAACUGUACAAGUUUACAGAAAGAGAACAUGUGCAUAUUAAGUAACACAAAAACACAUGUGUUUGUUCUGUCCAGGCUGCAUAUUUGAUUAAUGCCCUAGGUUUAAGGGAUAUUUGUUCCUGGGUAGACAUCAGGAAAUAACACAGUUCCAGGGUGUCUCACAUAUAUCUGGAUAUGUGUAUAUGCGACAUGAACACAUGCACUGUCUGAGAUUCACAUCUCCUUUUCUCUCCCCCUCCCUCCGUGUCUAUUAAUGGAAAAGUGAGUGAAUUUCAUGUAAAUUUAGAAUGAAAAAUUAAUUUUCUGACGUUACUUUGUUGUUUUUCAUUCCACCCAACUAGCUGAAAUAACUAUUGACAUUUUUUUUUGUAUUCUCCUGUCAGUAACACCAAUAAUGGAGCCAUCAAACAAGUUCCUGUUCAAACACAAACAAAGCUAUUUUCCCUCAGAUUUGGUUACACCAGAAUAUAUUGAUUCACUGGAGGAUUUUGAAAUCAGAGACAGUGAUAUAUUUCAGGUCGCUUUUCCAAGAUCAGGAACCAUAUGGACACAGAAUAUUUUAAGCUUAAUUUUUCAUGAAGGUCAUCGAAAUGGAACUGAGGACAUGGACCUAGCAGACAGAGUUCCGUGGCUGGAGUACAAUGUACGCAAAAUGGAUUAUGUUAAUCGCCCAUCACCUCGCCUCUUUACUAUCCAUCUGCCGUAUUAUUUAGCUCCAAAGGGAAUAAAAAAUGGAAGAGGAAAGAUUAUUUAUGUGGCCAGAAACCCAAAAGAUGUUUUGGUCUCCUACUAUCAUUUUUCCAGAGUUUCUGUCCUCCUUGAAGAAGUGGAAGACUUUGAUAUUAUUAUGGAUAGGUUUCUGGCUGGCAAAGUGAUAGGUGAUUUAUGGCUAGAUCAUGUAGAAGGCUGGUCUGCUCAGAGGGACCACUUGAAUAUUCUCUUCCUAAUGUAUGAAGAAAUGAAGAAGGAUCUGAGAGGCUGUGUAAUGAAAAUAUGCAACUUCCUAGGAAAGAGACUGACUAAAGAGGAGAUAGAUGACAUUGUCGAUAAGGCUUCAUUUGACAAAAUGAGUAUGGAUCCUAGAAGCAAUUAUACCGACAUGAAUGAUAACUUCCUAGAUUUAAGCAAAGGACGCUUUAUGCGCAAAGGAACUAUUGGAGACUGGAAAAACACAAUGACAGUUGCACAGAAUGAAAGAUUUGACACUGUUUUCAAGGAACGGAUGGAAAAGCUGCCCUUCAAGUUCUGCUGGGAUGUCAAGGAUGAAUAAGGAUCAACAAACUCAACUUUUUUGCUUUGCACAGAUUUUUUUUUAAUUUGGUGAAAAAUAACAGAUUUGUCCCAAUUUGUUUUCAAAUCAGUUUGCAAAUUUUGUUGAAUAUAAUGGGCAUGAUUUUAACAGAUUUCUCAUAAUGCCUGGAUU